CGAGUCGGUUCGAAAGGACGCCCGCGCCGUUUCAAGAUCGCCCACUCCGCCACCAGCUACAAAUGGAGCGAGCCCAGCGGCGCCGAGAGCCCAAUGCGCUCUACGAAGGAGACACAAUCUACUUGAAGAUUGACGGAGAAGGCAAUGUUCACUCGGACGGGUUUGUAGACGAGCGCCUCGGGUGCAUCAGCAUGUCGACCCACGACGCGGCGCAGCAACUCGAGGGGUGCCUCUUCAAAGUCCUUCCCAAGCUAAGUUACGAAGCGCACAAAGCGCUGUUGCGCGUCAAGGCACAGUUCGCGGAAGGAAGCGACAAGUACAUCCUCAUGGCCCAGCAAGCCAAGGUUGAAAGCGACCUGAACGCGACCGUGUGUCGCCGCACCGACGAAGAUGGCCAAGUCGUGUUGUACGGUCAAACGAUUCAACUACAGCACGUGCAGUCGGGAAAGUUCCUCACAUCGCGCGUGAAGACGCUAGCAGACGUUGACAAAACGUGCAUGAAGCUCACGCUGCAAGCGGAGGGAUCCACUAAGUGCUGGUUUACCUUCCUGCCGCGAUACAAAACUCGGUCGGUCGGGAGCUCGGUCGAGUUUAACGACGCGGUGUGUCUGUCGCGAGCCAAGUACACGAAGCACUUUCUCCACUUGAGCCAGCGGUCGUUCCCCCGCGACGAGCUUAUGCGGAAGGAAAUAAACAUGAACGCGAAAGAAACGAUUGUGAAAGUGAUCAAGUAUGCCGCUGCCAUGGCCGACGCGGGCCGGUCGCUUCAUGCGGGCAAAUUUUACCGCAUCUUCCACUUGGAAGGGCAAGGCUACAUCACGAUGUCGGCAAACCCCCAUGCAGCCACGAAGCCACCGUAUCUGCGGCCCAUCCGACCAUCCACGACAUUCAACGCCCCCGACAACUUUACACUCAAGUCGCUGUUUGUACUGGAAAAGGCGAACCCCCUCGAAGGGGGCUGUGUGACCGACUGGGAUGAUCGGUAUCGAUUGCGGCACUUGGCGACAGGCAGGUAUCUCGCGCUGGGCCCUCAGUACACGCCCGGCGACGCUUCCCAAGUGGCUUUGACGAGCGCGACGUCUGACCAAGCCACCGGUGACAGGGCUUGCUUUCGUUUAACCCCAUCGUCGACCGGAGCAAUGACAAAUGCCGCGCAACUGGCAUGCCGCAUCGAGAGCCGACAUGACGAUGGAGUCGUCUACCGCCUGCACAACCCGAGCAAACCAAAACCUGCCAAGAGCUCACAUACAGCCCACCUCCUCACGAGUUUGAUUCUCACCGCCACGACGCAGCAACUCGACCAGGAUUGCUUUCGGUUUGUUGCGGUGUCGGACGCAGAGACGCACGAAGCGUCGUUUCUCCGGAGCGCGAUACACCACCUCCGGCGGUACGAAGUGGAUUUGGCCAUCGCAUUGCGCGACAACAUUCGCAUUACGCACGAGCACAUGCACGAGAAACUGAUGGCACUCAAGCUCCUCGUGACAUUCUUGAUCACGCGGCAAGAUGCGGGGGAGAGCGGCAGGGACAACGGCCCCGGCGAUGACACGACGAACAUCCCGAACGACGACCCAGUCUAUUUUGAAGGAACGCCUGUGACGACCCGCCAGGACAAAGCACGCGAAAUCAAACUGAUCGACGUGUUGUACCAAGUCUUACGAGGCAUCCGCCACCACAGCGUGACGCUGCCAACGCUCGCGGCCGACCCCAAGUACAAGGUCCUCCACCGCAUCCACCGCCUCUCGAACAAGGCGCUUGUGUGCGCUGUCCAAGACAACAUUGUCAACAAAAACUACAUUGCUACGCGGUCCGCUGCACAGUACUUUGGCCGCGAGGACGCUCCGGCUGACGCCGGCGACUUGACCAUGGCACGCUCCACGGCACCGCAGGACACCAUGACCUACAUGGACGAAACCCUCGACAACAUUGGAUCGGAAACCGGUUCCAAAUCGGUGUACCGGAGCCUCUUUCUCAACAACCGCGACCUCCUCGAACGCAAGGUCGAUCUGGCGCUGAUCAAGUCGAGCUGCCGCAGCAUCCACGCCAAAGGCGUCAAAGCAUCGGGGAUCCUCCAGUUUCUCUCCACGAUAUGCUCGCAUCAUGGCCACAACAUACCGAGAAACCAAGAGCUCAUCGUGCGAGCGCUGUACAGCUUGAACGACGACCCAGACAUGCACGACACGCGGAGCAACAUCUUGAUCGAGUCGUGCGAGUGUCCGACGCCUGUCCGCGCCGUGCCUGCCAUCAUCAAGGACUUUGUGCUGGCAGCCCCUAGCGGGUCGAGCAGUUUUUCCCACGACGGUCAUCCCAUGGGCUAUUCGAUGCUAAACAAGGGCAUGGUGAACGUCGCGAUUAGCUGGAGGAGCUGUGCCAACUGGUUCAUGGGCGCCCCUGGGCUCUACUUCGAAGCAGACGAGCUCCAACUUGCCCCGAUUGUCGAUGCCGUCGUAUCCGACGACUUGAUUCAAUACGACAAGCACCUGUGUCACGAGCCCCAGCCUCGGGAGUGGGUUCUCCUCGAGCACGUGACGUGGGCCCUUCAGCCCAAGGACAUGUUUCCCCUUGUCUUUAACAACAAACCGUGGGCAGACCAGUACCACAUGAUCUCCAAGGACCCCGAGAAGGUCGAAAUGUUUGAGCGACUCAAAGUGCUGGCCAACUACUACAAGCUCCAGCUCGGACUGUUUGCCGAGCUCCUGCGUGGGGGCUGCAUCUCGGCCAUCGAGGUCUUGAGCAAACAAUUUAGCUACAACAUGCUCUUGAGUGCGAUAUCGAACCAAAACCUGCCGUACACGAUUCGCACAUCGUUUGCGACCAUCUUGCAAUUGUGUUGGCUCAACCGGUUCCCCCAUGAGCCUAUGCUCGUCCCCAAGACUGUGUACGCGUUCGACGACGUCACGGCCGUGGAAAAGCAGGCGCAUCCUUUGCUCGCCCACUUUCAUCUGAAAGCAGGCCAUCCUGCCCUCACCUCGGACGACGAGUUCAUUUCGUACCCGUUUGCCGACAAGUUUGCGUUCAUCCAAGGAGUUAUCCACGAAAUCAUCACGCGGAUGGCGUUUGAAAAGAGCAUCCUGUGCACCGUGGACGCCAAUGUGUUGCUACAGUCACUGCUGGAGAUCGUCAUGUGGCUUGUCCGGUGCGGGUUCUAUGCCGACCUGGAUUCGCACACGCGGCUCGCGGGGCCACUCAUUCGCCUCCUCGACGGCCGCAAUACAGUCGUCUUGGCCGACAAUCCGGCGCUCCUCCAGGACACGACGGCUCGGUACCGCUGCAACAAGCUCCACAACGCCGUCACCAAGUGCAAGCUCCAGAUUUGCCAAAUCCUGGGUCACAUUACCGUCAUUUGGCGCGACUUUGAGCUCUGGAGCAUCGUAUCCAACUUCAAAUUUAGCAAUUCUGUCGUCGACGUGCUCGUGCUCGAGUCGGGCGAGCUUGGGAAGGUGGGAAUCACCCACUUUAACAACUUGUUUGCCAAGUCGCCGUUGGAUAUGCGGGCCGUGACCAAGGCGCCACUCGAGACGAUUUGUAUGGACUUGAUCAUGUACGACGACGACGCGCUGGUUCACGAGGCGCUGGCCCUUCUCCUGCAGCUCAACACGCGUCGUGAGCAAGUCCUCAACUGCCUCAUGCGGUGCAUCCUCGUGCGGAAUGCCGUGCCCAACGUUGCCAUCGCUGCCAACACCAAGACGAGUUCGCAAGUGCUGAAAGAGCUCGAAUAUCUCGUCCCCCUGUUCAAGCAUUACAUUCAAGCGUUCGAGUCGCCGCUGUUGUGCGAACAUUUGUGCGAUGCAAAUCAAGUUCGCCUGGGGUACUUUGGCGUUGGCCGGCUCCUUGUAGACAUCCUCGUCAAACUUGAAGAGUGCUGCGCCGAUCGCGUCCACUACGACGACUCGCUCCAACCCAACAUGGAGAAGCAAGCGAUUCUCCUCGAACUCCUGUUGCACGAGCACGCAAUGAAGCUCAUUCGGAUGAAAGGCGUCGAUCCCAAGUACGCGCCGCAGUUGCAAGCGGUCAAGGACGAGUGCUGCGCAUUCUUCAAGGCGCUGAUGACCAAAAACCCCGCGAGUCAAAAGGCCAUGUUCAACUUCCUCCCCGAGCUCAUCGACUGCUUUGACGACGUGGAAGGAAUGGGCGAUGUGCUGAUAGCGAUGUUUGUCGACAACCGAAGCCUGUGCUUGUGUGUGCCAGACCAAGCGAUAUGGGCGUUCAUGAAGUUGCUCAACAACCACGUGACCGACUUGCGAGACCCCGAUCGUUCCAAGCAUCGGUCGGCCGGGUCCGCGAACGCGAUCGCGACGAUUAUGGAGUUUUUCAAGCGGUACAUCAUUCCCGACGAAGCGCCCGUCAAGGCGAACCAGGUGCACUUGUUUUCAAUCUUCACAAGCCCGCAAUUCGACUCGCUCCUGCUUCCGUUUGGUCAAGGCAUUACCCCCGAGAUGGAGGUCGGGUCGGAAGCGCUUCGAACGACGGCGGGGUACACUGCUCUCUUGCACGUCAUCGAGUCCCCCGACCAAGCCGGUCUCCUUGCGUAUGUGGAAAAGCUCCUGGAAGCGUUCAGCGUCAUGUGCUACGGCAAGAACUUCAAGACCGAGGUCGAGUGCCAACAACUGUACCCGCUCAACUUGAUCUUGACCAUCCUUCUCGACGACGUGAUGCCGCUCAGCUUGCGCAUCGUGGCGUGCAAGUUUUUGUCCGAAGUGUUCUUCGACACCGACCUCGACGUGGACCCGCAGCUCGCCGUCAUGCCGUCCGUUUGGGACGUCCUGCUCCACUGUUCCAAAGAGCUCGCGACGUUCAAUGCGCUCUCGUAUGAAAAGCACGCGUCGCCAGGCCUCGUGUCGGCUCAAGGCGUCGUUCAUGACGCGUCCUUUUUGCUCUUGCAAGACUACAUCUUCCACGGCGUGUUGUGCGUUGUCACGUCGUUUUUCCGCGCCGUGUUCGACCCGACGGCGGCCGACUUGGGCGAGUCCGCCAUGCAUGUCUACGACGCCCUCAAGGCCGACAUCAAGUCGCUGAAGAAGCGAGCCAAGCUCGAGUGGCGCCACGCAGAGAUUUGCAACUACUGCGCGUUGGCCCUCGGCGUCGAACUCGCCGCCGAGCCGAGUUUGACAAUUGUUUCUCCGCCGGAAACCAAGCCUCCGAUGCCUAGCCGACGCAGCCGGUCGCCGCUCCAACGAGUCAAGUCGCGUGAUCUUCGCAUCGGCGCGCUGCAGCGCCCGGCGCCGCGGUUGGUCGUCACGUCGUCGGACGCGUUGAUUCCAGCGCAAAAGUUCGACGAGUUCAAGUACGCGAUGGUCGCAAGUGCCGACAUUGCUGCGAGUGUCCUCAAGGAGUUCCAUGACUUGGUCCAAGCGAUUGAAGGCGUCGAAGCGUUGACGAGCAAGACGCCGGGGGGCGAAGCAAAUCCGCUCGACGGCCGGGCCAACACGAUCACGCCCACGUUGUUUUGCAGCCGCGUCGUCAAGUUCAUCCAAGAUAACCCGACGUCAAGCUGCGUCGUGUAUGCGAUGGAGGCGCUGCUGCAGCUCAUUUCGACAAAGCACUUGUCCGAAGAUGCAAAGAAGAAGCUGCAGACAGUCGAAAUCGAAGAAGCCCGCGUGACGUAUCAAGAUACGCAGUCGUUCAUGGCAGGAUGCGGCGCGGCCAAACUCGUCCUCAACUUGAUUGCAGGCGGGUCCAAGUCGACGUUGAUGCUCAAGGCGAUCGAGUUUGGCAUCGAGAUGCUGAAUGGGGGCAACUUGGCCGUCCAGACGAUCUUUUACAACUCGAUGAAGGACGGAGACGAGCGCUUGUUUCUGCAAAUCGAUCAAAUCCUCCAACACGCGAUCGAGCAGGUCAAGGAGACCCGUCGUAGCUUCAAGUACAUCAAAGAGUCGCGGAAAAACCGAGGUCCUGUCAGCGCCGUGGUUGCGCCGGUGGAUGCCGCGUCGACCGCCGACGACCUGGGGGUCGACUCGGCCACGUCCGUCGUAUCUGGCGACAUCCUCGUCAAGUUUCUGGCGCUUUUGAUCAAAGGCCACUACUUGAACAUGCAGCUCGUGAUGCUCGACCAAAGCUACGUCGGCAAUGCUAACAGCGUCAACAUCCUCCAGACCGUGACGGCGUACUUGGCUAUUCUAGUCAAGGACGAGCUCCAGCUCCAAAACAUGACAGCGACCGACUGCGCGUCGCUGAACCAGUGCUGGGAAUUCCUCGUCGAGACGAUGCAAGGACCUUGCAGCCCGAACCAAGAGUUCCUCAUGGGGUCUGUGAUGGUCGAGAUCUUCCGAAAGACCAUCAAAGCCCAGAUCAACGUGCGACCGCCGGAAGACGACGACGCGAGUGACGAGUUGCCGUCGGCGGACUUGGUCAAGUCGCUCAAGUCGAACGCGGUCAAAGCCAUGGUGAGUCUACUCGAGGGCCGCACCAACGACCAAGUACAAGUUCGCCUCCGCAGCACGUUGGAAAUGAAAGCAAUCAAGAACCGACUCGUGGAAAUCCACGAGCAAUUCCAAGCCGAGAAGGAGCAGCACAAGAGCGACGUGACGUGGGACGAACGGUUCCUCCAGGAAGGUGUGGCCCUCUUCACCCUUGCCACGAGCGUGUUCCCGCCAAAGAGCGCCGCCGGGGACGAAAGCUUUGCCCCGGUCGCAAAAACGCCGGCGGACCCGACGACAAAACCUCCAAAGCGCGGCGACUUUGCCAGUGAAUCCGCCUACCGCAGUGCCCGCGACAUGUGGAAGCGCGACGCCACCUACGCCAAGGUGUAUGCGUUUUUCGACGCCAUGCACUGCUCGAUCGAGCUGUGGUGGGGCGUCGGCGAGCCGCGCUUGGACAAGGUGUAUUUUCCAAAAGCAUCGCAUUGCCGCAUGCUGCGGUACCUCAAGGCCAAGAAAAAUCGGCUCCUCAACGACCUCGACUACAAAUCGACCGAGCGGCUCAAGCAGUUUACGAGCGCUGCGUCCGGCUUCAACGAAGAGAUGCAGCACAUCGAGAACUUGAGCAACUUUUUCCUGUACAACAUGGUGCGGCCGUACAUCCCGCAUUUCAAAAACAUUAGUUUCCUCCUGGCCAUCUUCAUGAACUUGAUCAUGCUCGUGUCCAUGCGCCACGAGGAAGAGAGCCUCGAAUUCUUCAUCCAUCCAUCGAGCCUCCAAGAGCCCAUGAUGUAUUUCGGCGUGGCGCAGAUCUGCCUCUCGACGCUCGUGCUCGUAUUUAUGGUCGUGAUCAGCGGCCCGCUCAUCUUUCGCGCACGGCUCAACGCGAUGCUCAAGAAUUCCAUGGACACGUACAAGCUCAAGAAGACGUACAUGAAGCAGGACAACAGCGAGUUCGACAUCAAGGCUGCGAUCCAAACGAUCGACCUCAAGAACGCCAUGCAGCUCGAAAACAUGACGGGGCAGGUCAAAAACGGCGUCAAGUGGGGAAAAAAAUCGAUCGUUCAGCUGGCCAAGAAUAGCGUGCACUUUGUUCGAUCGUACCUCCCGUUCAUGAAGAUGAUCUUCCUCAUGUACCUGCUGCAGUUCACGCUGCUCCAGGCGUUCCCAGACUUCCCCAACUGGGUCCCGUGUACGUACUCCGUCGUGGCAUGCUCGUGGACAACCCGCUUGGAACUCAUGGGCAUUCGCUGUCUCCAACGUAGUCCUCGUUCUCUUCCUCCCGUUUGUGCGCAACACUCGCGAGUACUUGGAAAAGAGCAGCUCGUGGGUCGGCCUCCUCUACACGUUCGUGUACGACGUCAUCUUUGACAAGAUCACUGCGUUCUACUCGGUGUACCUCGUCACGGCGUUCUGCGCCACGAUGGUUCACCCGAUCUUCUACGGCUACCAUCUCCUCGACCUCGUCAUCAUGAGUCCGUCGCUGCAAAACGUUGUCCGCGCCGUCACCAAGCCUGGCCGCGCCCUCGCGCUCACGUGCCUCCUCGGCCUGUUUGUCAUAUACUUUUACACGAUGCUGCUCUUCUUCUUCAACCCGAACGACUCGACGGACGAUGACACGCACAUCGAGUACUGCUCGACCCUCAUGGACUGCUUCCUCACGGUCGUCCACCGCGGGCUCAUUUCGGGCGGCGGCAUCGGCGACUACCUCACCUCCGGCUUGAACCACCCCCCCAACAUCAACGUCCGCACCGAGUACUGGCUGCGUAUUCUGUACGACCUGUCGUUCUUUGUGCUCGUGAUUGUGCUGCUGCUCAACAUUAUCUUUGGCAUCACGAUCGAUACCUUUGGCGACCUGCGUACCGAAACCAACGAGCGAGAGGACUUGAAGCGGAACCAGUGCUUUGUCUGUGGCUUGCCCCGCGACGUGUUUGACAACCAUUACAUGCAGCUCGGCAUCUCGAACGGGUUUGAAAAGCACAUCACAGAGGACCACAACAUGUGGAACUACUUGUACUUUAUCGUGCACUUGCAGUCGCUGUCGCUGAUUGAGUGCACGGGACCGGAAGCGUACGUCAAAUGCUUGCUCGAGAAAGACGACGUGUCAUGGUUCCCGCAAUCCAUGGCCAAGUGCUUGGCCAAGUCGAACGAGCAGUCCACCGAGCACGACCUGCUAGAAAUCAAGGGCCAGCUCAAAGCCCUCUCGUCCCAGAUGGAGCAAGUGUCGUCGAUGGUGCUGGAUCCGUAGCCUUGUUGACGCCAUCGGUUGCAUGUGUGUAGAACGCGGCGAUUGCCUCCGUGCGCCAUUCGAGUCGAUCAGCGUUGUCUAGUGUGCAAAAUGUUGAUGGCCGAGAGAGAUAUAUUACGGAGCCGCGACUGCCGCUUUUUCCGCCACGAGUUGAUCAAUGUAUGCUUGCAUGGCAUAGAACUGGUCGGCUUGAGCGGCGAGGAUGUCGAGGAGCUCGUUCUUCUCGGUCUCGAGUCGCUCGGCCAUUUGUUUGUACUGCAGCAUCAGUUGCUUCGUGUGGUCCAUGGAAGUCGUCGAGGGUGCCAGCGAAUGCGGUGUCGUGGAAAGCGAGGCAUCCUCUACAUACUUCGGCUCUAGCACAUCGGGGCGGGACGAGGAAGGUCGAGUGGGAGACGGUUGAGCCGGCUUGGAUGGCGACAGCGGUAGGGAAUGCAGUGUGGGUUUGCUCUCAAGUUGAUGCUUUGGCGACGAUGGAGGAUUAGUUUGCGCCGGCGCGACAGGACAAACGACCGGCGACGAGGGCGCAGACCAUUCCGUCGUGGCUUGCAUUGAGGGAGAUGGAGUGUUUACAUCAAGUGGGUUGAGCUGCAUCACACUAAACGCUGCUUGAACGUGUUCAGAUGCGUGGCGGACAGGGGAAGGUGGAGGAGAUGUCUUGGCCAAGUGAGUGGUGGUGGGGCGAGGUGGGGACCCAAACAAGUCGGCGGCCGAAGGCGGACACUCGAGGGACGAGUCCGUUGGUGGAGCUGGUACAUUUACUUCGUGCGCGAGAGGCGUGUGCACAGCGUCGAAGGACGAAAGACCUACGCCAAACAAUUCACCUGCGUCAGAUAUCCCUGAUGCCGUGUUGUAGUGAAAGGCCGGGGUUGGGUGAUGUUCACUGGAGGUGGCGCCGUCUUGUGGCGCAUACGAGGCGGACAAGAAGUCGUCGGCUUGGUCGCUGGAACCAAACAAGUCCGAGGCAGAAGACAGGAUAGCAGUUUGGUCCGCGAAGAAGGAAUGUGAUGCGGAAGACGACGACGACGAAAGCGGGGCUCGGACAUCAUGGACGUCUUGCGAAAAGAACGAGUUGGCCUCUGGGGGGAAAGCAGGAGGGGAUGCUUGACGUGUGUGGUCGCGCAAGUGAUGACCUCCCGACGGGUGAUACGGCGUACUGGACUGAGAUAUGAACGUGGCUUGGUGGUGGUAGCCGGAUUGGUCAAAGACCGAAUUCGUCGACGACGCAAAUUGUUGCUGCGAUGGCGGAGGCUGUUGAGAGAAUUGCGCCGCGAAAGGUCCAUUCUCUUGCUGCCGAGCAUACCCAACGCCGCGACUUCCAGAGCGCGGACCAGACAACGGGUACUGGGGAUGUACGUGCUGUUGCCCAGAGCCUAUCGAGUCCAAGUCCAACGUUUCGUACUGGUCGUCAUUCGUCGGUAGCGACGGAGGCGGAGAUCCAUAGUUCCCGGAGUUGUUAUAAUGCACACGAGGGUACGGCGCUGCGCCGUCGCUCGACCGCGGGGGUUGCUGGCUGCCGGACGCGUCAUAUGCCACGAAUGACUGCAGGAGACGGUUCAUGGCUUUUCUGCCGCGGUGUGAA
This is a messenger RNA of Aphanomyces invadans, 10180 nucleotides long. RefSeq lists its product as hypothetical. Bases 63 to 7724 code for a protein of 2553 amino acids. Gene Ontology annotation, molecular function: inositol 1,4,5-trisphosphate-gated calcium channel activity; inositol 1,4,5 trisphosphate binding. NCBI's taxonomy places the organism in Eukaryota, Oomycota, Saprolegniomycetes, Saprolegniales, Verrucalvaceae. Gene Ontology annotation, biological process: calcium ion transmembrane transport. Gene Ontology annotation, cellular component: membrane; endoplasmic reticulum. The transcript has 24 exons. The record is from RefSeq and is a predicted model, not a curated record.